Puccinia graminis f. sp. tritici CRL 75-36-700-3 is the source of this 769-nucleotide messenger RNA. RefSeq lists its product as uncharacterized. Gene Ontology annotation, molecular function: structural constituent of ribosome. Gene Ontology annotation, cellular component: ribosome. Gene Ontology annotation, biological process: translation. NCBI's taxonomy places the organism in Eukaryota, Fungi, Basidiomycota, Pucciniomycetes, Pucciniales, Pucciniaceae. Bases 105 to 389 code for a protein of 94 amino acids. The transcript has 2 exons. The record is from RefSeq and is a predicted model, not a curated record.
CAGCGAUGUAAACCCCCCAGGAACAAAUCCAAGCAACAAUCAACGCAUUGAUCCACUGCUCCGACACAGGACAACCCAACCGAGCUUGACUUGCCAAACACACGAUGACCUCGGCAGCUUUCCGAUUCAGCAGCCUUCUCCGACCAGCUCUAAAUCGAGUCUCACUUCUCAGAUCAUCAUUCCCCGUCCUCUCUCAACAACCCUACCAUCAUCCCCUCCUUUCGGAUAACAACCACUCCCUAACGAAUGCGACCAUUAACAUUAUCAGAGGGAUGAAAGUUCGAUCAAGUGUCAAGAAGAUCUGCGAUGGCUGCUCGGUCGUCAAAAGGAAGGGAAGAGUUUAUGUGAUCUGCUCCAAGAAUCCAAGGCAUAAACAGCGUCAAGGUUAAACAACUCUUUUCUGGUCGCUUCAAAUCAUUCCUGCUGGUGGAGCAAAUCAGUCGAGGUGGACAAUCCCGCUUUGGCUCUCGAAAUUACAACAAUUUGUACUACAUCUGAUGUUCAUUACGCAUCAACUGGAUGAAAACCCAUGCAGGUUGAAAUCUAUAAAAAAUCACACCCUCAAGGGUUCAGGCCAGAGCACUCCAAAUCACUGCAAUCUUAAAAAAAAUUGGUUGGUCACGAAGCAAUUUUGGAGGGCACUUUUUCAUAUCAUCCUUAAUCAGCUGUAAACUAAGUACCCACUCAUGAAAUUGCUUGCUGUCAUUCGUAAUCAUCCAUUUAAGCCAUGCAUGUCAUACAACCACCAUUUGAAUUGCAUAGAACCAAC